CACCCGCGCACCCCCGCGCCACACGUAGACGCCGCGCCUAAGCGCAGUGCGGAAUCUAAUCGAGUCGUCGUGCACCCUCCACGUCACGGGAAGCGGCGGCAGCGGCAGCGGCUGGCGGCGCUUCGGGCAGCACCGAAAUCCAAAGCGCCGCGAACAGGUUGUGUGUGGCACGCAGACGUGCGCUGCAGGCUCGUCACGAGACAUGACGGCCGCCGAGAAUGUGUGCUACACGCUCAUCAACAUCCCCAGUGACUCAGAGCCUCCCACUGAGAUCAGCCUCAAGAAUGACUUGGAGAAGGGUGAUAUCCGUGCCAAGACAGAGGCGCUGAAGAAGGUGAUUGUGAUGAUCCUGAGCGGCGAUAAGUUGCCGGGGCUACUCAUGACAAUCAUCCGCUUCGUGCUGCCUCUGCAAGACCACACACUGAAGAAGUUGCUGCUUGUCUUCUGGGAGAUUGUGCCCAAGACGACGCCCGAUGGCAAGCUGCUGCAAGAGAUGAUCCUUGUGUGCGAUGCCUACAGGAAGGACCUGCAGCAUCCCAACGAGUUCAUCCGUGGCUCCACUCUGCGUUUCCUGUGCAAGCUGAAGGAGGCGGAGCUGCUGGAGCCGCUCAUGCCGGCGAUCCGCACGUGCCUGGAGCACCGGCACAACUACGUGCGGCGCAACGCCGUGCUCGCCAUCUACACCAUUUACCGAAACUUUGAGCACCUGAUCCCGGACGCCCCGGAGCUGAUCCACGACUUCCUGGUGAACGAGAAGGAUGCGAGCUGCAAGCGCAACGCCUUCAUGAUGCUCAUCCACGCCGACCAGGAUCGUGCCCUGGACUAUCUGAGCACCUGCAUCGACCAAGUGCAGACGUUUGGCGACAUCCUGCAACUCGUCAUUGUUGAGCUCAUUUACAAGGUGUGCCACGCCAACCCCACAGAGCGCGCCCGCUUCAUCCGCUGCAUCUACAACCUGCUGCAGUCGUCGAGCCCCGCGGUGCGGUACGAGGCGGCGGGGACGCUCGUCACGCUCUCCAGCGCCCCCACCGCCGUCAAGGCGGCGGCCCAGUGCUACAUUGACCUCAUCAUCAAGGAGAGUGACAACAACGUGAAGCUCAUUGUGCUCGAUCGCCUCAUCGAGCUGAAGGACCACCCGAGCCACGAGCGAGUGCUUCAGGACCUGGUGAUGGACAUCCUGCGUGUGCUGGGAACUCCCGAUCUGGAGGUGCGCAGGAAGACUCUGCAGCUCGCGCUGGACCUGGUGUCCUCGCGCAACGUCGAGGAGCUGGUGAUCGUGCUAAAGAAGGAGGUGAUCAAGACCAACAACGUGACGGAGCACGAGGACACGGACAAGUUCCGCCAGCUCCUCGUGCGGACACUACACUCGUGCAGCGUGCGCUUCCCGGACGUGGCUGCCAGCAUUAUCCCCGUGCUGAUGGAGUUCCUGAGCGACACUAAUGAGCUGGCGGCGGGCGACGUGCUGGUGUUCGUGCGGGAGGCCGUGCAGCUCUUCGAGAGCCUGCGGCCGCUCAUCAUCGAAAAGAUGCUCGAGGUCUUCCACUCCAUCAAGGCUGUCAAGAUCCAGCGUGGGGCGCUGUGGAUCCUAGGCGAGUACUGCAACUCUAAGGAAGACAUCCAGAGUGUCAUGACGGAGGUGCGCCGCUCCAUCGGAGAGAUCCCCAUUGUGGAGACGGAGAUCAAGAAGGCCGCGGGUGAAAACAAGAUUGACGAAGAGGUGUCGAUGGUGCCCGCGCAGAAGCUCGUCACCGAGAUGGGCACCUAUGCCACGCAGAGCGCUCUCAGCACGGCUCGUCCUUCCAAGAAGGAGGAGGAGAGGCCACCCCUGCGCGGGUUCCUCUUGGAAGGAGAUUUCUACGUGGGUGCAGCCAUGGCCACCACCCUCACCAAGCUGGCCCUGCGCUACAUCGCGCUGGUGGACGACAAGCGCAAGCAGAAUUCAUUUGUGGCAGAGGCGAUGCUGCUCAUGUCAAGCGUGCUGCACCUGGGCCGCUCGUCGCUGCCGAAGAAGCCGAUCACCGAGGACGACGUGGACCGCAUUGCACUGUGCCUGCGUGUGCUGUCCGAGCUCUCGCCGCUGCUCUCCGACAUCUUCAACAAGGAGUGCCGUCGCUCGCUCUCCAACAUGCUCUCUGCCAAGCUGGAGGAGGAGAAGCGAUCGCUCAAGAAGGAGAGUGAGAAACGCACGGUGAGCGUGCAGGCCGACGACCCGAUCACAUUCAUGCAGCUCAUGGCCAAGAGCGAGAACUCCUCUAAGGAGGACCAGUUCCAACUGAGCCUGCUGGCUGCCACGGGCCACUCGCAGAAGAAGGAGGCCGCCGACCCCCUCUCCUCCAAGCUCAGCAAGGUGACGCAGCUGACGGGCUUCUCGGAUCCUGUGUAUGCCGAGGCGUACAUCCACAUCAACCAGUACGACAUCGUGCUGGACGUGCUGGUGGUGAACCAGACGAGCGACACCCUGCAGAACUGCACGCUGGAACUCGCCACCCUCGGGGACCUGAAGCUGGUGGAGAAGCCGUCGCCGCUCACGCUGGCUCCCUACGACUUUGCCAACAUUAAGGCCAACGUGAAGGUGGCCUCCACCGAGAACGGCAUCAUCUUCGGCAACAUUGUGUACGACGUGACGGGCGCGGCGAGUGACAGGAACUGCGUCGUCCUCAACGACAUUCACAUCGACAUCAUGGACUACAUCCAGCCCGCCACUUGCUCUGAUGCCGAGUUCCGGCAGAUGUGGGCCGAGUUCGAGUGGGAGAAUAAGGUCACCGUGAGCACCAACAUCCUCGACCUCAUGGAAUACCUGAAGCACAUCCUCAAGUCCACCAACAUGAAAUGCCUCACUCCAGAAAAGUUUUCGCCGCAGGCACUGCUUGGGAACUGUGGCUUCAUGGCGGCGAACCUGUACGCACGUUCCAUCUUCGGGGAGGACGCGCUCGCGAACGUGAGCAUUGAGAAGCCCACGCACCUGGGCCCCGACGCCUCCGUCACCGGACACAUCCGCAUUCGUGCCAAAAGCCAGGGCAUGGCACUCAGCCUGGGAGACAAGAUUAACCUGUCCCAGAAGAAAGCUGCUGUGUGAGAGUUGGCACGGGCACUAAGAAAGGGAGUGGAUGGCACUACUCUGCUGGAGUUUUGCCCCAUCACUGCUAACACCACCACCAAUAGAGUACUUAGCACCACGUGACUUGGCUGCUGUGGCUAAAAACGGGAUUACUGUGGCUCUUGGCCCAAUGCGGUGGAGACAUUUUAAACGCCGUUCGGAAGUUCUGCCCAUAGAUGGUGGCUUUUGAAUUUGUACAAGUGACUGUUUUCCAGGUUUGCAUUAUUAGGGCAAACGAUCCUUUGAGUAACUUUAUGAAAUACACUUAUCUGUUGAACGAU
Lethenteron reissneri (Far Eastern brook lamprey) is the source of this 3378-nucleotide messenger RNA. RefSeq names its product COPI coat complex subunit beta 1 (gene COPB1). NCBI's taxonomy places the organism in Eukaryota, Metazoa, Chordata, Hyperoartia, Petromyzontiformes, Petromyzontidae. The record is from RefSeq and is a predicted model, not a curated record. Gene Ontology annotation, biological process: endoplasmic reticulum to Golgi vesicle-mediated transport; intra-Golgi vesicle-mediated transport; intracellular protein transport. Gene Ontology annotation, cellular component: COPI vesicle coat; cytoplasm. Gene Ontology annotation, molecular function: structural molecule activity.